AUGAACUUUUUACCAAGUGGAAUAUGCUUUUAUCUGUCUGUAGCAACCUGCUGGCUGACGUCAAGAGUGGACUCAUCUUGGUGGUACAUGGGUACCCUUGGAUCGCAAGUGAUGUGCGACAACAUCCCAGGGUUAGUUAACAAACAGCGCCAGUUGUGCCGCCAGCAUCCGAAAGCGAUGCAGGCGAUUGGUGCUGGAAUUAAAGACUGGAUUAGUGAAUGCCAGCACCAGUUCCGCAGCCAUCGCUGGAACUGCAACACCAUGGCGCGGGACCACAACGUUUUUGGAAAGCUCCUGCUUCGAAGCAGUCGGGAGGCCGCUUUUGUGUAUGCCAUCUCCUCAGCGGGCAUGGUCCACACCCUGACCCAGGCCUGCAGUCAGGGUGAGCUGGACACCUGCUCCUGUGACCCGGGAAAAAAGGGCUUCUCCCACGAUUCCAAAGGGCCCUUUGACUGGGGAGGCUGCAGCGAUCACGUAGAUCACGCCAUCAAGUUCACGCAAUCGUUUCUCGAUGCCAAGGAGAGGAAGGAGAGAGACGUGCGGGCACUUGUGAACCUACAUAACAAUCGUGCAGGAAGGAAGGCAGUGAAGCGUUUCAUGAACCUGGAAUGUAAAUGCCAUGGCGUGAGUGGUUCAUGUAGUGUACGAACCUGCUGGCUGGCCAUGGGUGACUUCAGGCAAACGGGCGACUACCUGCGCAGGAAAUACAAUGCAGCCACCCAGGUGGUGAUGAACCGCUAUGGGACAGGCUUCACCAGUGUGUACAGGAAGUUCAAGAAGCCCAGCAAGAAUGACCUGGUUUACUUUGAGGACUCUCCAGACUACUGCAUAUGGGACCACGAGUCUGGAUCAGUGGGCACAGGCGGGCGUGCGUGCAACCGGACGUCACGCGGAGCCGACAGCUGUGAGGUGAUGUGCUGUGGGCGGGGUUACGACACGUCCCGCGUCAGCCGCGCCACCAAGUGUGAGUGCAAGUUCCACUGGUGUUGCGCCGUGCACUGCAGGGACUGCCAAGAGGAGGUGGACGUCCACACCUGCAAGACACAGUCUUGA
This is a messenger RNA of Electrophorus electricus (electric eel), 1053 nucleotides long. RefSeq names its product wingless-type MMTV integration site family member 2 (gene wnt2). NCBI's taxonomy places the organism in Eukaryota, Metazoa, Chordata, Actinopteri, Gymnotiformes, Gymnotidae. The record is from RefSeq and is a predicted model, not a curated record. Gene Ontology annotation, biological process: cell fate commitment; multicellular organism development; neuron differentiation. Gene Ontology annotation, cellular component: extracellular region. Gene Ontology annotation, molecular function: frizzled binding; cytokine activity.